CGCUGUGCAGUGCAUGAGAUGCGGCCUGCAACUUAAAUACCAACUAGUUAAAUCAUAAAACGCUUAGAAUGGAUCGCUUGAAGCCAGGUGUAAAGCGCCCACCAAAAGGCAAAGGCCAUGCCCCACCAAUGGAUGUGAUAGCACUGGGGGCUAAAGGAAAAACUGGAUCAGAUCCCAAUAUCUUUCAAGCCACUCAGCCAAAGAAAUUACUUCCACCCACCAAACGUGAUGUACCCGGAGGACUGGGGUCCAGUUUACUUUCCAAGAAGCCUAAACUCAGCACUGCACCCAUGCCCCUGGGCAGAGGGUUAGAAGGGAAAGGCUCUCCUGCCAGACAGACUGUAUUGUAUGAAGAGAUAGCCAUUGACAGUGACCCGUCAGACUUUCUGGACAGCAUUCUAGAGGCAGAAGAGAUGGAGAGUGAUGAAAGGCUUGAGGGUUUGAUAUGUGGUGCUGUGAAGCACUUGAAAGCUAAUAGAGCCAAGCCUGCUCCUCCCUUGUACCUCAGCCUAAUGUAUCUGUCCAAGAGUAGAGCCUCUUUGUUUGGGAGUGAGGUGGUCAUGGAUGCUUUUUGCAGCAUCUUAAAGAGGGAUGUAUCCAUUAAUUUCAAAGCUAAAGGGAAUGCACUGGUCUCUGUGUUGGCUUGCAAUGUACUCAUGGCUGCAUUCCAAGAUGAAGAGAACUGGCCUGAUGCCUUUCUCAAGGUGUUCAUUGAAGACUCUAUAGGUGAGCGCAUCUGGGUUGACAGAGAAGAUUGCAGAGGUUUUGUGGAGAAUAUACAGUCAGCAUUCAACACAAGAAAACCAACAAGAGCCAUUACUGCAGCACUGGAUAAACCUGACCUCCCAACAGUUUCUAGCCCAGUUGUACUUGAUGAAGACAGCCAGGGGCAGUCAGACUCUGGUAGCAGACCAGGCUCUUCACUGGCUGCUGAUGCCGCACAAGAUGUUCCCAUGUAUCCCAGAUACAUGUACCAGCAUGAGAGUAUAGAGAGCUAUGUGCUGGAGGUGUUAAGAGAUCAGUUAACAAGGAGGCAGGGAAUGGACACCAUAUCCAAACAACUGCUGAAGUUGAUGACAGCCACUUGUGGUUACAGUGAGGUCAGAGUUCUGGCUUCCCAGAGACUGGAGAUGUGGCUACAAAACCCUAAAUUGAGCCGUACAGCCCAGGAUCUGCUGAUGUCUGUAUGUGCCAACUGCAGUGAACACAAUCACCAUGAUGUGGAAGUCAUGGGGAACCUGUGCAAGAUUAGACUGAAGAUGAAACCAGUGGUGAACCAUUACUUGCUGUGUAUAAAAGAGCUUCUUGGUCAGCAUCCAGAUAACUUAAAGACCCUGCUGACCCAUACUAUCUACAAUGAGCUGUCCAACACAAGGAACCCCAACAACAUGACCAUAUUGGGGGUCAUAUUCCAGUUUGCCCCAGAGGAGGCACCAAAGCUAUUGGCAGAGAUAUUUCAAGACCUACUAGCAAACAAGGAUGACUACCUGAGAGCUUUGAGGGCUUUGUUCAGAGAGAUAGCAAGGUCUCUGAGAUAUGAUGUGAACUUCCCAGCAUUUGCUCUGGGCUUGAUGAGGGAAAGAACUGAACUUAAAUUCAUGGAGUUAGAUGGCCCUCUGAAGGAUCGUCUGCUCCAAGGACUGACAGAUUUGAUCUCUUUGUGUCAGUUACUAAGUAUCACACCAGGAGUGCGUGAGGCUGUUACUGCACAGGCAAGAGGUGAUCAGAGAGAUAUGGCAAUUCUGCGGCAAUUCCAAAGUCAAGUUGCCAUCAUACAAAGGGACAGCAUAUGGUGGCUCCACACUGUGGUCCCAGUCAUGUUCAGGAUUAAACAGAAUGACUAUGCUCACUGUAUUCACAAAGUUCUCUUCAUGGAGCAGCCAGAGCAGUAUUACAAGUUGGACAACUGGCCACCAGAGGGAGAUAGAAACAUGAUGCUUCGUCUGACAUCAGAAGUUCCUGUCCUUGAAGAUACCCUGAUGAGAAUUCUGAUCAUAGGUCUGGCUAAGGAGCUGCCCAUCAGUGCAGUGGAUGCUCUGGAGUUAGCUGAUCAGCUGGUGAAGAGGGCAGCAGCACUGCACACAGAGGGUUAUGAUGUAUUACAUGUGGAGAGACUGGAGCUGAUAGAUGCCUUACUCAACCUGUGUACCUACCACCACCCAGAGAACAUACAGCUUCCAAAGGGGUAUAAACCUCCCAUGCUGGCCAUCUCAAACUCUUUUUGGAAAGCAUGGAUUAUGUUGUUGAUAAUUUCUGCUUUUAAUCCUGCAACAUUUGGUUAUGCUGCCUGGGAAAAUUAUCCAACUCUCAAAAUGAUGAUGGAGAUGGUGAUGACAAACUCUUUCCGUUUUCCUCCACCCACUGUGACAACUGAUGAGAAAACCAUUGAUGAAUAUAAAGCAAAAGAAAAGCAGAUUGCCCAGCUGGAGAAACAGGAAAUCCUUCAGUUUGAGGGCUACCUGGCAGCAGCUACCAGUAAGAUGACUAUCACAGAACAAAACAGCCAUCUUAUCUCCCAGCUGACAUCUAUGGAUCCUAGAGGAUUAGCCAGAAAGCCACCAUCUGCCGUUCUUGAACAGUUGCGAGUGCUGAACAAAACACUCAAAGUUGGACAGCUGCUAUGCAGAAGUAGAAGUCCUGAUUUUUUACUGGAUAUUAUUCAAAGACAGGGUGCCUCCCAGUCCAUGCCAUGGCUGGCUGAGCUGGUGGAGUCCAGUGAGGGUUCCCUGGAGAUCCUUCCUGUCCAGUGUCUCUGUGAGUUCCUGCUGCAUGAGACUCCAGAGAUAGAUGACCUGGAAGAGGAGGAGGAAAGCAAGGCAGAGAAAUUCAAAAAGAAGCAGAAAUUGAAGAAACAAGAGCAGUUGCUAUCCAGGCUACAAGCCCUGCUUUUCUCUGAGGAUAGUGACCCAAAGACGGUUGGUGAAGUUCUCAACUACUUCCUGAAGAGACUCUCCUCACAGCAGGUGGCAUCCAGGGCUCUAGCUCUUAAGGGUUUGAACAUGGUGCUGUCUAAGUGUCACCUGUAUGCCUCAGCUCAAGAGAUGGAGACAGACGAUGAUGAGCUGGCAGGUGCCUUCCCAUCUCACAGAUGGCUACUGGUCCAGCUAUGUACUUUACCACUGUUUAACUAUGUGCGGGAGCAGGCUUGUCUUGCAGUUAGACAGGCAUGUCAGGUAGAGACGGAUGUUUCUGCCGUGAGUGCAUACAUUGUGUUCCUGUCAGGGCAGACAUCUGGAUAUCAGCUUCAACAGAUGGAUGAUCUGGCUCUAGACAUAGCCCAGGUGAUAGUAGAGAGGUCCACCAUCAUUGGUCAUAUCCUGUCCGAUGGUCAUCAUUCCACCCCAAAGCAGGACUAUGUACUGACCGCUCUGAUCAAACUAUUUGUUAACUAUCUCAGGAAGGCCAGAGAACCAGAAAAACAGGCUUAUUCUUGGUCUGACACACAGGACCAAAUCAUCCUGCAGUGGCAGACAGGGGAGUCAGCCACCAUGCAUGUGCUAGUUGUCCAUGCCAUGAUCAUAUUACUGACCUUUGGACCUCCACAGUUUACCACUGAGGGGAAACCUUUGUUUGAAGAGUUGUUGGAGACCUGGUUCCCAGUGUCAGGUGCCCCUCCCUCUGCCUACUUAGUUGACACAUCUGAGGAGGCCCUGCUGCUGCCUGACUGGCUGAAACUGAAGAUGAUCAAAUCUGAUGUUCAGAGACUGGUGGAUGCAGCUCUGCAAGACCUAGAGCCUGGACAGCUGCUUUUGUUUGUCCAAUCAUUUGGUAUCCCUAGAGAGAGUAUGAGUAAGCUUUUGGCCAGUCUUGACCAUGGUGCACAGGUGGACAGCCAGAGUUUGGGAGCCAUGGUGAUGGACAAGGGGUACAUGAAUCAGUUGAUCCAGGUUCAGAAACUGAGAGGAGCAACAGGAGGGGAGAGGUUCCAACAGCUGUUGAUGGAGGGAAGAGAAAAGGAAGAAAAAGGUGAUACUGAAAUGAAGCCCGACAAGAAAUCUAGAACAUUCUCGCAGAUAUUCAGGAAAGAAGAGCCUUUUACAAUGCCUGGGGAUGUCAGAUCUGUGGAAAAAUUGUUGUGGAAGAUUUUUGGCUUUCAAGAAGGUCCAAAUGGAAAAGAAGUGAAAGAACAACAUAAGCAGCUUAUCAAGAAAAUAUCAGUUGAAGCUGCAGUUUCAGAAUUAGUCACCCAAUCUUUAAGAAAUAUGUUAAUGGGUGAUAAAGGUGCUGAAUUGGCUACAAGUCUUCACAAACAGACAACAGUGGCUUGUCCUCUUUUUAGAAUACUGAUGGCAAAACAGAAGAACCCAGCUCUGACCAGCCUCAUAGAAAGGUUACAUAAGUUAUCCCUGGAGAUCAAGUCUCCUCUGACCUCUCUGCUGGUCCAGUACUUGACCACUGUGUCUGGCCAGAGACCAGUGAGCAGUGAAGUCAGAGAACAGGUGAAACAGUUGAAAACUGCAGGGCAAGUGGAUGAGGAAAGGCUACAGAGAGCAUUGACAAACAAGGAGAAAGUGGAUGAUGGUCUUAUGGAGAAGUUUGUGCAAAUGUGUAUGUCUGACAGCAUGGAGAAUAAGAGCACUCUCACCAGAUCAAAGACAAUGGCUACCUUGCUGGUGCAAAAAGACAGUGAAUUUACAUCCAAGGCAAACACAAGUACGGAGCAAUCUGGAAAUUUUGCUCUCACUGAAGACACAGUAAUUCCAUCCAGCACUGCUGGACUACUCAUAGAUUGGUUGGAGCUACUGGAUCCUGAGAUCAUUCAGGCUUCCCCAGAGAUUGAGCAGCAGCUACUCUUUGCCAGGAGGCAGCACGAUGCAAGACAAGGAGACAUCAAGAAUGGUAGUACCAGAAAGCAUGGGCAGCCAUACCUGCUUGCUCUACUGACACAUCAGAGUAACUGGAUCACACUCCAUAGGUGUAUCAGCUGUCUGCUGCAACCUGGGGAUAACAGACAAUACUGUGCUUCCAAUGUAUUAGAUUUCUUGUGGGCUUGUAUCCACAUUCCAACAAUAUGGCAGGGAAGGGACAGGAAGCUACCCAAGAAUUCUCAGCCAGAAGACAUCCUCUGUCUGACAGAGCAACAACUGAAGAGAGUCAUUGAUUACAUUUUGGAGGAAGCCUCUGAGAAAGCAGAUAAGCUUGUCCUGGAGUUGAUAGGCCAGAGGCUCCAUCUUUUGACAGCUUGUUGCAGUGACAGGACUGAUCUCAUUAAAUUCUCUGUACAAUACCUACAGGAUAUUAUCAAGAAAGCUGGGAGUAUUGGUUCCCUGGCAAAGCACCUGUUACUGGAGAUCUACCUACAAAAACCCUAUGCCUUGGCAUGGCUGGACGACACAGCUACACUGCUGGGAGAUAUGAGCUCUACUUUAAAGAGUGGAAGCCAGUUGGAUAUCAUCUCUCAUCGCUUGAUCAGUACCCUGAGCAUGGCGCGCCCUGGGAAACAAGUGGCAGAAAAGAUGUUUGAUGCAAACAUCGCUUGUAGAAAAAUGGCUGCAGAACACCCUGCGUUACUUUUAAGACAACUCCCAAUGAUAGCCUCCAUAUUAAAGGGCAGAAUUCACUUUGCAUUUGGGGAGUUUCAGCACAGAAACUACACCUUGUUAUUUACACAUGUUCUGGGCAUUCUUGAGCUGCUGGCGCCAUCUAUCUUUCACAGAGAGUAUCAGGCACUGGAGGAGGUUCUGGCUUCAUAUUUUGAAGUUAUCAAAGUUCAUGGUUACAAGAAGCAGCUGGCCCCUCUGAUCAUCAAGUACAUCCAUUUCCUGCAUCAGUUCAUGCACCAUGAUAAAACCAGAGCCAUCAGCCUGCUUAGGCCUUUUGCCAGUCUGCUGGGAGAUCUGUCGGAGCAGUAUCCAGACCUUGCCAUACUGAAGUCACUGAGGGCUGGCCUGACCUUACCUACCCCCUCAGCUGGGGAGGGGGAGGUCACACCUGAGGCUGACACCUGUCUGACACCUCCCAGGUCAACAUCCCCUAUCCCCAUGACACAGCUGGCACCUUUCCUCAAGAAGAUCAGCAAAGAGGCCAAGUUGGAAGAUGUGCUUGAGGUUUUGGAGGAUUUGGACAACACAUCUAAAAGAAAAGUAGAUGUGUUGGAACAUUUUAUGGGGGAUUUGAAGAGACUGAUGUUGUCAGAGAGUGACAAGUGCAGGAAUACAGCCCAUGCCUUGGUGAUGAGAUACAUAAGGCAAAAACCUAGCGUUGGGGAUGAUGUCAUAGCUACAUUUCUACACUGCAUAGAGAACAGCAACCCAGAUAUUGUGAAUUCUGCUUUAAAGAAUCUGCCAGAGUUUGCUGUGCUUUGUCAGAAUCAGGCCGGUAUUUUGAUGCAGAAAGCAUUUGCUGCAGGUGUAAAAAGUAAGAUAGACGCUGGAUCAUACAUCAGUGAAACACUGCAAAUGCUGAACUUGGAAAGCAUGACGGUGUAGAGAGUGAAAAUAAACACUGUUCUCUGUGACAGUCAAGCAGUACUAAUGCUGAUCUUGAAAAAAUAUAUCAAGGUUUCCUCUUUUGUGCCUUGGAAAUGAAUUUCUGAAACGGCUGUUAUUACAUUUGAUAAAACUUAACUUAUUUUUGUAAAGACAGAUUCAUGAAUAUCGCUGAUGUUUAUAGGCAUAAAACAUCUUUAGAUUUCUUUUUUUUCUCAAAAGCAUUCAGUUUUUCACAGAUCAUGAAUUAUGAAAAAAUAUGAAAAUAUGUGCUGUAAUAAGUGAUAUGAUUUGUGGUAACUUUGUCUUGUUGUGAGGCAAUGUUUUCUUUGAAAUCAGUUUUAUCAGAGAAGGAUAAAAAAUCAAGAAAAUUCUAUAAGACAUUUUGUAACAAUUUUUUUGGAUAACGAUGGUGACAUACAGAACACCCCUGUAAUAAGCAGCCACGUUAUUAGAACCAACUAAAACUGCAACUUUAGUCAAGUAUGUAGUUUGAGUAAAAUACAAUAAUUAUGUAAAAUUGCCAAAUGUGUGUAAAGUGAAUAUCCGUAUAUGAUCAUCCCACACAUGAACAUGUCAUCCAGCGUUGUAGAGGUCGUUUCAUUACACCCAUUUUACAACCUGGAAUGUACUCGGCAAGACCUAUACAUUGCCUCACCACAUCGACGCUAUCUUAGAGGACCAUGGAAUUUGUGUUAAACGCAAAGAAAUAGAUAUGUUGUCUGCCAUUUAUAGUGAAACGCAAAAUAAUAAAUAAAGAAACUUGGCAGUAAUGCUGACCUGUUACAAAAAUA
Molecule: messenger RNA, 7222 nt
Organism: Lingula anatina
Lineage: Eukaryota; Metazoa; Brachiopoda; Lingulata; Lingulida; Lingulidae
Product: integrator complex subunit 1
Biological process (GO): U2 snRNA 3'-end processing
Cellular component (GO): integrator complex
Source: RefSeq, a predicted model, not a curated record